Molecule: messenger RNA, 2679 nt
Organism: Ipomoea nil (Japanese morning glory)
Lineage: Eukaryota; Viridiplantae; Streptophyta; Magnoliopsida; Solanales; Convolvulaceae
Product: two pore calcium channel protein 1A-like
Exons: 24
Coding region: 138-2357 (739 amino acids)
Biological process (GO): transmembrane transport; calcium ion transport
Cellular component (GO): plant-type vacuole; vacuolar membrane
Molecular function (GO): voltage-gated calcium channel activity; calcium ion binding
Source: RefSeq, a predicted model, not a curated record
CCAAAUUCCACGUAUGCAUUCAAAAGUAGUGCGCACACAACACAGUUCGUCUUCUGGUUUUCCGCUACAUUGUGAUUUUGUUAGUGUCGGCAUUGGUACGUACCUGAUCCAGAAGCAAUAGUUACAGAUAAGCCAAGAUGGAGACUGCUCUACUGAGUGGAGAGAGCAGCGGAAGUGGUGGUGGUUCCGGUCCCCUCCGGCUCUUCCGGCGACGCGCUUUCAGUAGCCGAUCAGAUGCAAUUGUGUACGGAUCCACUUACCAGAAGGCCGCUGCUUUGGUUGAUCUUGCUGAAGAUGGUGUUGGGAUACCUGAGGAAAUCCUUGAUCAAUCAAGCUUUGCAAGUGCAGCAAAGUUAUACUUCAUAUUUACACGAUUUGAUUUCCUAUGGUCCCUAAACUAUUUUGCUUUGAUUGUUCUGAACUUUCUUGAGAAACCACUAUGGUGCUCCAAACAGUCUGCUUAUGGCUGCAGUGACAGACAGUACUACUUUCUUGGGCAGCUGCCUUACUUGACUAACACUGGGUCUCUUGUAUAUGAGGGUGUUACUCUUGUAAUUCUUGUGACACAUGCUUUAUUUCCAAUAUCAUAUGAAGGUUUUCAGAUAUACUGGAGAAGCAUCCUCAAUAGGUUAAAGGUCCUAUUGCUGUUAGUUUUGGUUGCAGAUCUGGUGGUCUAUGUUCUCUCCAUAGCUGGCUUGUAUUAUCUGCCAUUCAGGGCUGCACCCUAUGUACGGGUUGUAUUUUUCAUUCUCAAUAUCAGGGAAUUGAGAGACAGCAUCGUGAUCCUUGCUGGAAUGUCUGGAACCUACCUUAAUGUCAUGGUUUUGUCAGUUUCAUUUCUUCUGUUCUGUAGCUGGUUAGGAUAUGUCAUCUUUGAGGACACCGAACAGGGAAAGACUGUUUUUACUUCAUUUGGCAUAACCUUGUACGAGAUGUUUAUUUUAUUUACCACAUCUAACAAUCCAGAUGUCUGGAUACCUGCAUACAAGGAAUCGCGGUGGUAUUGCUUGUUUUUUGUUCUAUAUGUGUUAUUGGGUGUUUACUUCGUCACCAAUUUGAUUCUUGCUGUUGUAUACGAUAGCUUCAAAAGUGAGCUUGCCAAACAAGUGGCUGAGAAGGAUCGGGUGAGGCUAAGGACAUUGAAGAAAGCAUUUAGUUUGGUUGAUGAUAAUAACUGUGGGUUCCUCAACAAAGAGCAAUGUAUCCGUUUGUUUGAGGAACUUAACAAGUACAGGUCACUGCCAAAAAUAUCAAGAGACGAUUUUGAGCUAAUAUUUGAUGAGUUGGAUGAUACUCGUGACUUUAAGAUUGAUUUGGACGAAUUUUUUGAUCUAUGCAAUGCCAUCUCACUAAGAUUUCAGAAGGAGGAUUCUCUGCCAGUCUUUGAAACAUUUCCUAAUGUCUACCAUUCAACAACAUCUGAGAAGUUGCGGGAAUUUGUUCGAAGCACUAUGUUUGAAUACAUAAUAAUGUUUAUUCUCGUCAUCAAUUUCGUUGCCGUGGUAAUCGAGACAACGCUUGAUAUAGCGGACAGUUCUUCUCAAACCUUUUGGCAGAAGGUAGAAUUUGUUUUUGGCUGGCUCUAUGUGAUCGAGAUGGCAUUAAAAAUAUAUACAUAUGGUUUUGAGAACUAUUGGAGGGAUGGACAAAAUCGCUUCGAUUUUGUUGUCACUUGGGUUAUAGUUAUUGGAGAAACUACUACUUUUGUGGCUCCUGAUGGUGAGACUUUUCUAUCUAACGGGGAAUGGAUUAGGUAUCUUCUUAUUGCAAGAAUGCUACGACUAAUAAGGCUCUUGAUGCAUGUACGAAGUUAUCGUGCCUUUGUAGCAACAUUUUUGACUCUCAUACCAAGUCUCAUGCCAUACUUAGGGACCAUCUUCUGUGUAUUGUGCUUUUAUUGCUCUCUUGGUUUACAGAUCUUUGGUGGGAUGGUCAAUGCUGGGAACCCCAAUUUAGAUGGAACUGAUCUUUCUGAUAAUGACUAUUUGCUUUUCAACUUCAAUGACUAUCCAAAUGGAAUGGUGACACUUUUCAAUUUGUUGGUGAUGGGUAACUGGCAAUUGUGGAUGCAGAGCUACAAGGAAUUGACUGGGACUUCUUGGAGUUAUGUCUACUUUAUCAGUUUCUAUGUUAUCACAGUUUUAUGGCUCUUGAAUUUGAUUGUAGCAUUUGUCUUGGAGGCUUUCCAAACUGAGAUGGAUAUGGAAACUUCAGCAAUUUGUGUGGAUGGAGAGAACAAGGAAGAAAGAGAAAGGGAGCGACGCCGUAAGUAUGGCACAAAGACAAGGAGCCAGCGAGUUGAUGCCCUCCUCCAUCAUAUGCUGAGCUCUGAACUGACACAGUGCUCCAGCCCAUAAUUCUCUCCACGUUCCUGCUGUCAUCGUCUAGGUCAUGAAUCCCUGACGGAGAAACCAGUACAUCAUUAUCCACUAGGAAGUAGACCUCUCGCAUUAGGACGGACGUGUGCAGUUUCAGUUUGUGGAUAGGCGCUUGGUGUUUAAAUUAUUGUACCAUAGUCGCUCACAUGCAAACUGGUGAUGGUAUUAUCAGGAAUUCAGGACUUUUGUUGGUGAAUUUGAACCAGAAUAUUCUCUGUUGUGACUUUUUCCUUCAGUUUAAAGCACAUCGGAAAUGGGAUCUAAUUUAACGAUAAAUAUCUUUUCUUCUGGUAAGUGGUAA